This is a messenger RNA of Gallus gallus (chicken), 1029 nucleotides long. It is a transcript of the gene WISP3, whose product is annotated as WNT1 inducible signaling pathway protein 3. Gene Ontology annotation, cellular component: extracellular region; extracellular matrix. Gene Ontology annotation, biological process: cell adhesion; signal transduction. Lineage: Eukaryota; Metazoa; Chordata; Aves; Galliformes; Phasianidae. The transcript is spliced from 5 exons. The coding region runs from base 1 to 1029 and encodes 342 amino acids. Gene Ontology annotation, molecular function: heparin binding; integrin binding. The record is from RefSeq and is a predicted model, not a curated record.
AUGUGGUGGCUCCUUAUUCCCACUAUCUUCAUCAUCCCCUGCACCCAGCAGCCGAGGCCUGGUGGAAAACAUCCUGAGAGCAGCGAGGCCCAGCCACGCACGGAGCUGUGCCACUGGCCCUGCCAGUGCCCGCCAGUACCCACCUGCAGCCCCGGGGUGAGCCUGCUGAAGGACGGCUGUGGCUGCUGCAAGGCCUGCGCCAAGCAGGCUGGAGAAGUCUGCAAUGAGGUGGACAUCUGUGAUCCCCACAAGGGUCUCUACUGCGACUACUCGCAGGAUGAGCCUAGGUAUGAAACAGGCGUGUGUGCAUAUCUGGUUGCUGUAGGAUGUGAGCUCAAUGGCAUUUACUAUCUCAAUGGGCAGAACUUCCAGCCUAACCCACUUUAUAAGUGCCUGUGUAUCAGUGGUGCGAUUGGAUGUACUCCUAUAUUCACACCAAAAUUAGCAGCAAGUCCCUGCUCCAGUGGCAUGGGCAGGAAGAAGAAUGGACAAACUGUGUGUGGCCCGGGACAGAACAAGCAGCUUCAAUCAGUCAACUACAGGCUGAUGUCAGCUUACAGAAACUUACCACUAGUUUUGAAGAAAAAGUGCCUGGUGCAGGCAACUCCUUGGACACCGUGUUCCAGGACCUGUGGAAUAGGCAUAUCCAGCAGAGUGACCAAUGAAAACAAGAAGUGUGAAAUGAAAAAAGAGAAGAGAUUAUGCUUCAUCCAGCCUUGUCUGACCAAUAUCCUGAAGACAGUAAAGAUUCCAAAAGGAAAAACAUGCCAACCAACAUUCCAGCUUCCUAGAGCAGAGAAACUAUUUUUCUCUGGAUGUUCAACUACACAAAGCUACAAGUUAACUUUCUGUGGGGUAUGUGUGGACAAGAGGUGCUGUGUACCUAAUAAGUCCAAAAUGAUCACUCUCCAGUUUGAGUGUCCCAAUGAAGGCUUCUUUAAGUGGAAGAUGAUGUGGAUAACAUCUUGUGUAUGCCAGAGGAUUUGCAGUGAUCCAGGAGAUAUAUUUUCCGAACUGAAAAUUUUAUGA